Molecule: messenger RNA, 7220 nt
Organism: Eleginops maclovinus (Patagonian blennie)
Lineage: Eukaryota; Metazoa; Chordata; Actinopteri; Perciformes; Eleginopidae
Gene: gpr52
Product: G protein-coupled receptor 52
Exons: 1
Coding region: 2032-3150 (372 amino acids)
Biological process (GO): phototransduction; cellular response to light stimulus; G protein-coupled receptor signaling pathway
Cellular component (GO): plasma membrane
Molecular function (GO): G protein-coupled photoreceptor activity
Source: RefSeq, a predicted model, not a curated record
UGGCAGGGAGCCUCAGGUGCAGCUGGGAUGGGAGGAGGCGGGGCAAUGAGCGAGAAGCUCAGGGAGAGAAAGCGAGAAAGAGGGUUCAUGUGUGUGUGUUCUGACUAUGUGUGCGUGUGGAAAGAGAGAGAGGCUGAGUGUGCAAGCUAGAGAGAUUGUGUGGAGAGGGAGGGAGACGUGUAAGCCAGUCACAGCAUCUCUCCUUCUCACUGCACCAGGGCUGAGGGACUCUUCGUCCCCUCGCUUCCCUCGCUGCAGAUUUAACUCAUUUUCAUCAGCGCCCUCAUCUUUUUUUUCUUGCUUUUUACUUGCUGCUUUUGACAGAUGUAUUGCAUUCAUCUCUUUCUGUAUGCCAGGAUCUAAGGAUUUAUUUAUUAAAAUCGUGGGCUGUCCUGAUUAUUGGAAAUAAAAAGGGGACGUUUGCAGAGGACAGUGCUUGAAACUGGGACUCCGAAUGGGACUUGGUAUUUUCUUUGUGCUGCUAGAGUGGAUUCCCUUUUGUUGCGCUACCAGUGUUUUGUUCAGGGCGACAGACAUACUGAGAGAGGAGUUGUAGGAUCCCAUACCUUUACAACCAAACAGAGCACAUACAUUAAGGACAAAAGCAAGUUAGAAAAUCUAUGGUGACAUGAUGCACCAGAGGUGGUGUUGCCUGCAAAUGCAUAAAAAUGUCAUAACAAAAAUGCAAGUUACUCUUCAUGGGAUAAAUAGGUGGAUUGCCUAUUGAUCCUCACACCCCUCUCUGCAAGUGUCUGCUACAGGAUUGCUAAGGAGUCGAAGUGAGAGGAGCGCUGAGCUAUUCAGCUGGCCUCUCAUUGCUCCAGGAGAGUCCUUCCACCUGCCUGCAUGGGACUAUUGCAUUCAACACUUUCAUCAGCUACUGGACUUUUUCGUUUGUUUUUCAUUCGCGACUUGCAGUCCAGAACACUGAGAGGCAAGUUUGGAAUUUAAACCUUAAAUCACUUUAAUAGCCAAACUCAUCCAGACAUUUUAAAGCGCUUGGUUUUCCCCACAUUCUGCCUAGGGAUGCCGUGUAUACACAUUUUCCCCCUGGCGCUGUGUGUGCAGAGAGAGCUGUGACAUUAUCUCCUGCGGAGAUCCCCAUGUUGUUCUAGCCUGUGUCUGUGUUUUGAUUCAGACAAAAGCUGGGCAUGCAUGGGCUCCAGACACUGACCAGAGGACCACCAAAAUAAGGGGAAGCCUGCUGUUACAUUGUAAACACACCGGCACCAAUGGCACAGAGGAAGUUUGGAUCAAAUUGAUUUGCAGAGAUGGAUGUUAUAUUCUUUUCCAAACUUUGGUAUGGACAAAGAGAGACUCCUAAGAAGCUUUUUUCUCUUAGCAAUGGUUGCCUAAAAACUCUAUUUUAAAGGUUUCUGAACAUUUCAUCUGAUCUCCUGGAGUGAAAUAGGAGCCAAAUGCUUCUUAUGUAUUUUAUCUCCUGUGAGGAUUUGUGAAGAGCAGGGAGCAUUGUGCUUUGCUUCAUGCUUUAACCUCGUCGAAUGUUGUCCUCCCCCUCAUCUUCUGCGCUCUCUGCCCUUGUGUGGACAGCUUAUGCCCUCAGCCUCCCGGUGGCAACCCUCAUUAGGAUCAGGAGCUGAGGCCACAGACUGGCAGGCAAAACAGCAGGGAAACUCGCCUUUGGGAUAGAUGCUGGUCACAACACUUUCCUGCUACCCUGGUUUACUAAGGAAUACAGUUGUUUUUUCUCUCUACUCCCGACUGAUACCCACCCACUGCUUUCACUAACCAUGAGUGAUUGGAAAAGGAGAGCUAAACGGGUUGUCCUACCCUCCCAGAGGCAGUAUUGAUUUUUCUCUAUUCAGUGUUCAUUUGAUUGAGACAGCUAUGUGAGAGGAAGGUGAAAAGGAGAGUGAGUGUGUUACAGGGAGUAUUGAGCUCUGUUAACUGAAGAAGGCUGCAGACACCCGGCGUAUAUCGUGGUGGGGGCAGGCAGUUCUCCAGUUUCAGGCCAGCUGUCUUAUGGGUGACACACCACAAUCCUGACCCACCUGGAUAGCACCCAGAACAAUGAACCAGUCUGAACUGAUAACCGACCCGUUGCUCUCUGCCAACAGCAGUCAUGGAGACUUCUUUCCUGGAAGGGCCGCCAACCACUCUUGUCCCUUGGGCUGGGGGCUGAACGAAGGCCUGGAGGCUUGUGUCCUGGAGACUGCUGUCAUUGUACUCCUAACCGUGCUCAUCAUUGCAGGGAACCUGACGGUGAUCUUUGUGUUCCAUUGUGCCCCUUUGUUACACCACUACACCACCAGCUACUUCAUCCAGACGAUGGCCUAUGCUGACCUGCUGGUGGGUCUUAGCUGCCUGGUUCCCACCCUAUCGCUGCUCCACUACCCAGCAGGUGUCCAGGAGCCCAUAACAUGCCAGGUCUUUAGCUACGUCAUCUCUGUUCUGAAGAGUGUUUCGAUGGCCUGCUUGGCUUGCAUCAGCGUGGACCGCUACCUGGCCAUAACAAAACCACUGUCUUACAACCAGCUGGUGACACCAUGCCGGCUACGAGGCUGCAUCACUCUUAUCUGGGUCUACUCCAGCCUGGUUUUCUUGCCCUCCUUCUUUGGUUGGGGUAAGCCAGGCUAUCAUGGGGACAUUUUUGAGUGGUGCGCUCACUCUUGGCCCACCUCUGCCCUCUUUACAGGCUUUGUGGUGUGUUUGCUCUAUGCGCCUGCUGCACUUGUGGUUUGUUUUACCUAUUACCAUAUCUUUCGCAUUUGCCAGCAGCACAACAGGGAUAUCAGUGAAAGGCGGGCUCGUUUCCCAAGCCAGGAGAUGGAGACAGUUGAAGGGGGUGGCGGUGGCCAUCAAGGAGGGCAUGGACCAGACCGGCGAUACGCAAUGGUGCUGUUCCGUAUCACCAGCGUUUUCUACAUGCUAUGGCUGCCCUACAUAAUUUACUUCUUACUUGAGAGCUCCCAUGUGCUGGAUAGCCCUGCCCUCUCCUUCAUCACCACCUGGCUAGCCAUUAGCAACAGCUUUUGCAACUGUGUCAUCUACAGCCUGUCUAAUAGUGUGUUCCGCCUAGGCAUGCGUAGACUCUCGCAAACAAUGUGCUCCUUUAGCCACUGUGCGGCAGAUGACAGGGACUUUGGGGAGCCUAAACCAAGGAAAAGGGCAAACUCAUGCUCCAUCUGAAGGGAUGACUUUUUCAGGAUGACAAUAUUGCUGGAAUCUAUGAGUGGGGAACAUAACUAUGACCAAGCUAGUUACCUUCAGUAACAUUGGCACGGCUUACCUAACAGAAAACAAUUUCUGUUGUAUAAGCCUGUCAGCUGACACCAUUGACAUUGCCUUCGUCACGAAAACAAUGUUUAUUUGCAUUACAAGCUUUUCAAGCAUAUCUGUGCAGCGUCUAAACAGAGAUUUAAAGAGAUAGCAAUCUAUGAUGGCUUUUUAUUCUGUUGUAUGUACCUUGGCUCUAGAUCAUAUAGAAAAUAGUCUCCCCUAUGCUUUCUUAGCCUUUACAUCUCAUUGUAUGUCAUCAGCCAGGUCAGACAUACUAUAGUGGGAAGACAAAACUGUUAACUUUAAAAGAUUUGCAAAUAUCUCCUCAGACACCAAAUGUGAUACUACUGUUUCAGUUGCAGUUGGUUAGUGGUUGUGAAUUAGAUAAAACUUCCAUUUGGAUUGUCAUUAGCUGAGACUAGAUAACCUACAUGUACUUGCUCUCCUUUUUAAAGGUUGUAAAAAAUUGACUUUUUAACUGUAGAAACACAGUGACAAUGACAGCUAUGACAACAGUUAGCGUAUGGCCUCGACUGUUUGGUAGAGGAUAGUGGGCAGUCCAUUUCUGCUAAAAAAAAAAAGUGUUUAAUCUGUACACAUGACGUGCAAGUGAACUGAAGAGGUAAGCAAAAAGUUCAGGAUUUAAUGGUCAACUGACACUUUUUUGUGUUUAGCCAAUCAUCAAUUUGACAGUUUUGAUAUGGUCACGUUGUGUAAUAUGCCACUGUAGUUCGGCAAACCAUACAUCCCAGAAUUACACCCUUACUAAGUAAUGCAAAAAAACAAACAAACCAUAAGGCAUAAAGAAACCCUCUAAAUAACGUAAAAAUCCCCACAAUGAGAAAUACGUAAAGUUUUCAAUUGAUUUAAAAUGGUUACUUGCAUUUAUUGACAUCAAAUUAUCAUAACAUUCAACCCGUAUUUUACUGCUGUAGUUUGAACGUCAGAUUCUUAACAGAUGCUGUGUUUAUUAUUUACUAAUUUGAGUAUUAGCUGAUAUUAGUUGGUUACCAAUUGAUUAGUGUAACCCUUCUUAAAAGCACCUUAUUUUCAGAAAUUCAGACACAUAGGAUGUGACUGUUUGACACUGAAACCUUUAUAUUGUAAGUAGUGAACAAGGUCCCCCUUUGCGCUUAUGAAAUAGCACAACAGCGACAGCAUUCCCACCGCUUGUGUGGCAUUCCUGAUAGGGCUGUGUUAUGAGUAUUCUGCUAACAGUUGGAUGCAUGAGCGCUCCUGAUGGCCAUUUCUAACAAGCAAAUAAAUAUGAAAUCCCACCUUGUUUAUACAGAGCCACGUAUACUGGAUAGUGAACGAAGAACAUUGGCUAAAUGGAACUGCCUUACUUUGAAUUUACAUUAUUAUUUAUAAUGCAAGAGAUUUAGUUUCAAAACUGAAUUCUGUAAUUCAGUUUUGAAUUGAGGAUGUAUUAUUAGAUGCACCUCCUGGGUUUUGCUUUAAUCAAACUCACAAAAGUCACUUUAGCAUAGGUAAGUAAAGUGAUCGUAGAGGCUGUGUAAACCUGAAUAUGACUGGUUUUGGGUGUUGCAUUAGCAGCGAUAACUAUGAUAAGUGAUAUUGAAUUGUAUUUCCUAAAAGUUGUGGACAGGGGCUCAGUUUAAUGUGAUGUGAACGAUUUUUCCCCAACAUUUCUCAUUACUUUUAAAUUGUAGUCUCUUUUUGCUGCACCAAGGCACUUUCUGAUUAAAAAACUAACAACAAAACACUUUCUGCCCCCUAAAUGUAGAUACUUGUCAAUGCAUUUGUGAACAACCACAGUAUAAAGUGUGCACUUUCUACAGGGUGAAAUCUAAGUGGCAAUCAAUCUGUACAUUUUGGCUUGUUGAAUUUUCUUUUCAACAGAUGACUAAACUCUGAAGGGCAGCGAAAAGGUGUUACAAAUGGAGUCCGUAAAUGGAUUGUUUGAAGGAGAUACAUAGAGUAGUUAACUCUAUUCUGCUUGAGGAUGACUUAUAUGUUCUUUUACUCUGCCCACUUCUGACCAGUUAAAUCUCAAGACUGUUCCCCAAUCUGGGGCUUUUUAUACACAAAGUGCAGAUGAUGCGGGCUUUUAAAACAACCCAAAAACUGCCACUGGUUACGACUCUAGUCCUUGCUACAGCACUUUAGCAUAGUCAGUCAAGUCAAUGUAUAUUCCCAUUUGAUUAGUGUCAAAGAAUUAUGAAAUUCACAAGAAUAAAGCCAAGUGCUAUGGCCAAGAACUUGUACUAAAUAUCGUCAUUGAUCCCAUAGUAUUGUCAUCCGUGGUUUACGCCUUGCUUGUAUUUGUUCAAGAUUGAAACUCAAGUGACGCAGCAGACCUAGCCCAUUUAUGUUGUAACUGCAUUCUAUGCUGCUGAAUAGCCUGCGUAAGUCAUUCCUAAUUUUAAAACUACAUUAAUUGGGCGACAAAACUAAGGAAACACCAGGGAAAGUAUCUGACGAAUGUAAGUACAAUAUUGUUUUAAAAGCUAAGGUUGGAAAAACCAAUUAUCACCAAGAGAAAAAUCUCUUUUGGGUUAUCCAUAUGCUCUUCUUCUUUACUAGCCAUUUGUUUGCUUUGUCUUUAUGCAAUUUGCUUGAGGCAGGUACACUACGGUCAACUUGAAUAAUAAUUUGCUGGGAGUGGCUGCCCAUGGUCUGUUCUGUUGUUGUUUCAGUUUUGUUGGCUCAGACAACAAAACGACCAAAUCUUUGGAAAGCAGCAGUAUGGGGAGUUGAUUCAUCAACAUUCAUCACCCUUUAACAUAACCAAGAUUUAUUUGAUUCAGUGUUAGUAUAACAAAUAUUGCUUUAUGCAGCUUUGAUGCAUUACAGAUUAUUCUGUAUACGUGCCUAAAGAUGUAUUUUGUAGUUAAAGUGAAAAAAACAUGUUGGCAAGUAAUCACUGGCACAUAAACAUGCUGUACCUUUUCAGUUUCCAGCUACAUGAACAUAAGGUUGGACUGUGUACACAUCUAAAGUGACAUUGUUGUUGUUGGAUUUCAUUUACAUGAUUGAUAAUUCAAAUGGGUUUAACCAAGAAUGGGUCAAGUCACUCAUUUAUCACAGACUUCCUUCAAAUGGGUUAAUAUUCCACUAUAUGAUGUAUACAAUAGACAUCAGAUGUGUCUUGUGAAUUCCCUUGUAUAGCCAUAUGACCUGGCACAUAUGAGGAAUAGCAGUAGGGAAGUACAGCAGAGCCGUGUCAAAUACUGAACGUGCGAUUCUUUUUAUUUUGAUAGCUUGUGUUUUUGGUGCUUCUUUGGAGCAUAGUGCAGUUGGGUAUUAGAAGAAAUGUAUAGGAUCUGAAUUAAUGCUAUAUUACCUUCACAAUAUGGUGACACACAACAACAUAUAACGCAGAAGAAAACAACGUUCAGUAAUAGCCUAAAAAAAUUGCUCUGUCGUUACCAUAUAAUGUAAAAGUCAGCAUAUAUUCAAGUGAAGAUAAUAGUCAGAAGUUGCACAAAUAUGCAUUCCUUUGGUGGGCUUUUUUGUAGCGGGUAAUGUAAAACGUGUGUCUUGGCUCAAAUUUUCACAAAUCCAAGAGCCAAUGAAUGAAUAUCUAAAAAAUAAAUUGUUUAUAUGUGUCUAUAUUACAAUGACCAAACUUGAGUGGUAGAAAAAUUAACUGUUAUCUUGUUCAAACAAGUGAUCUUAUUUUCAAGUGCAUUCAUCUGGGCUUUUAGUAAAAGAAUAGUUUUAUUAAUUAAAGAAUAAUAUGUAUUUAUUUAUUAAGUUAUGUUUAAAACUUUACACAUUAUACUGUAUAUGAGUAUACUGUAUGUAAAGUGUGUGAAUCUGUUUUUAUUCUGCUGUACAGCCAAAAAAAAUCUGACAAAUUAUGUCAAAGGUAUGGCACACCAUUUGUGUUAAAUCAACUAAGCUGCUGAUGUUUUAAUAGGAGGCAGAGUGUGUUAAAUUACAUAGUAUCUAUUUUUUUAUUUUCAAAAUUUUGUGAAAAAACAUGGUUUUGUUGUUGCUACCAACCCAAUAAA